This is a messenger RNA of Gracilinanus agilis (Agile Gracile Mouse Opossum), 2032 nucleotides long. Its product is annotated as retinol dehydrogenase 8-like. The record is from RefSeq and is a predicted model, not a curated record. Gene Ontology annotation, cellular component: cytoplasm. Gene Ontology annotation, molecular function: estradiol 17-beta-dehydrogenase [NAD(P)+] activity. Gene Ontology annotation, biological process: estrogen biosynthetic process. The transcript is spliced from 7 exons. Bases 582 to 1541 code for a protein of 319 amino acids. NCBI's taxonomy places the organism in Eukaryota, Metazoa, Chordata, Mammalia, Didelphimorphia, Didelphidae.
UGGGGACCGCCCCAAUCCCCCUGCUGUUCUUCACCCUUAUCCCUGGGGUUGGGGUCUUGGAAGGGGCUUCCCUUCCUUUAUCCAUCCCCCCCUUUCCCCAUCCCCCCAUCCCAAACCUACCCCUAUUAAGCCCCUAAAUCCAAGUCCUAAGCCUGCCCGGAAUAGCCCUGCGGGAGUUGGCCGGCUCCCUGGCCGGGCGAGAGACUAAAUGGCUGGACGGAGGGAGGAGGGGGAGGCCAUAGGGAUGUUUCCGACCCACCUCUUCCUGCCAGAAUGUACUGGUUGGGGAGAACGUAACCUCCGCCGCCCAAGCCCCAAACCUGCGGGACUCCCGUGUCUGGUUCCCAGCCUCUAAUCCCACAGACAUCGCCUUCCAUUGCCACAGCUCUGGGAAAGCCAGCAGGGUGCCUCUUACCGCUCUGACGUUCUGUGCUUUGAUGUCCUGCCCAUCCGCGCUCCUCCCUCCAUGUUCUGAGAACCCUCCAGCUCGGAUGUCCAGUGUUCUAAGGAUCCCUCCCGCUGGGAUGUUCUGAGUUCUAGGAUUUAGCUGCUUGGCAUUGCCAAUCUUACCCAAGACAGCAAUGGCCUACAAGAAUGUGCUGAUCACUGGUUGCUCUUCUGGCAUUGGUCUGGCCCUCGCUGUGCGGCUGGCUAAGGAUGAGCUGAAGAGGUUCAAGGUAAUUGCCACCAUGCGGGACAUGGCAAAGAAGGGGCCCCUGGAGGAGAAGGCUGGGGAGACGCUGGAGCAGACGCUUCAAAUCCGGCCUUUGGAUGUCACCUGUGAAGACUCAGUUCGUCAGUGUGUGGCUGCCAUACCGGACCAAAGGGUGGACGUCUUGGUAAGCAAUGCAGGGGUGGGUCUGAUCGGCCCUCUGGAGUGUCACAGCAUGGCGGCCAUGCAGCGAGUACUAGACACCAACUUUUUGGGGCUGGUGCGGCUGGUCCGGGAAGUGUUCCCCAGCAUGAAGCGCCGCCGCCAGGGCCACAUUGUGGUCAUGAGCAGCAUCCUGGGCCAGCAGGGACUCCUUUUCAAUGAUGUGUACUGUGCUUCUAAGUUUGCUGUGGAAGGGUUCUGUGAAAGCCUUGCCCUGCAGGCCCUCAAGUUUGGGAUAAACAUUAGCCUCCUGGAGCCAGGUCCUGUGGUGACAGAGUUUGAGAAGAAGCUGUAUGAAGAGGUAGCCUCGAUGGACUUCUCCAAGGUGGAUGACGAAACUCGGGACAUCUUCCAGGGUUUCUACAUGACCUACUCAAAAGAUGUGUUCUCUGCCUUGGGCCAAACCCCUGAGGAGGUGGCGGAGCAUGCAGUGCAGGUGAUCGGGGCAUCCAGCCCUCCGUUCCGCUGCCAGACCAACAGCGUGUACACCCCGCUGACCACUCUGAAGCACGCAGACCCAUCGGGCCAGCUGCCCCUCAGUGCUUUCCAUCAGCUGGUCUUCCAGCAUGACCGGCUUUUCCGGGCCAGCCUCAGCCUCCUUAAGAUGCUGCAGUGGAGGAAGCGCCGCGACCUGGGCCCUCUUCCUCGACCUCCAGCCCCACCCUGACUCCCUGCCCCGAGCUCUGACAGCCCCAUCCACCUUCUUCCAACAGCCCCAGUGACCCCAGGCUGGUACUGAUUGUGGUGUGUGCGUGUGUGUGCGUGUGUGCACGUGUGUGUGGUCUUGAGGUCCUAAGACCUACCCACCUUUCACCUCUUUUUGGGUCACUGGAUGCUGUAGGGCCUCGGGAAUUUUGAGUGUGCAGGGCAGGCUGGCUGGUCCUACCCCCAAUUCCUACUCCAGAUGAGAGCACAUUUUCUUAGUCUCCUUGGCUGUCCCUCUCCACCCCCAAGUUCCUCCCAAAGGGCCAGGAGCUUGCCUCGAGGUCUGGCCCAGGUGACCCUAGACACCCUGAUGUUAUCAGCGUGAUGGCAGGGGCCUGCCUAGAGCCAGCACAAGCACAAGCACAAGCCUAGGGGAUCCAGGGCUCCUGGAGAGCGGUUGGCCCAGAAGUGAAUCCUUCCCCCUUCUAAUAAAUAUAAUAUGCAUGUCUGAAA